UCAAUUCGAAAAAAUUUAACAUCAUCUUAAGACAGUGAGGACGCUUAACAGACAAGCUGCUUGAAGAGUGGAAAGCGGAAGUGAUCGAGUCACGUUUUGUUCUAGUUUUGCAUCUGAUUGGUUGAGAAAGAUGGGGGAGUUUUUAGACCACUGAAACAAAAGAAACCCCGGAUUACUCUCAAAUUUUAACUGAAAAUCGCUUAUUCAACUAAACCGUUGUUCUGUUGAACAGAAGCUGGUUGGAAUGCCUCGAUCGACGGCACACAGUGCUGCAGUCCCACCGAAAUUUCCCACAAAUGCUCCCGGUCGGAAGUCAUGGAUCAUUCUUUCAACUUGACCUCUCGGAACAAAACGAAGAUGAGGACAAAGGAAUUUUCGCGACAAGUCUAAUCCGUAAUUUUACUUUUAGUUUAUAUUAAGAAUGGGAUGCGGAGGAAGUAAGGCAGAGAGAAUCAAUACAGCACCAGUUCUGAUCGCAGGACAGACUACUACGACCACAUCGACCGCUACACGAGAGGAAACCAGCCCUUCAAACCCCAGACAUCAGGUCGACGGUAGGAUAAUAGAUGACCAAACUUCGACAGCGGAUCGAGAAGAAACACAGAACCCCGACACUGUGGUGGAAGAUCUCAUCGAGCCAGUCACUGAGAAGCAGAUUGCCAUGGUGCAAGAAACUUGGGGACUUGUGAAAGGUGAUAUAGAAAAAAUGGGAGUAGAGUUCUACAUGAGGUUAUUCAAAGUGAACCCAGAAACCUUAGAAAUGUUUUCAUUCAGAGACAUUGAUAAAUCAUCGUGUGACAAGAUGAGAGCUGAUGAUCGACUUAAGAGGCAGGGACUGGUAACCAGGACUGGUAAUCGGGGUUCUAUUGCUCCUGCUCUAAAGGACUUGGGAGAGAGACAUGCAAAAUACAAAGUCGAAGAACAUCAUUAUGGGCUUUUUGGGGUCGCUUUGCUUGACACUCUUGACAAAGACUCGAGAAAGAAGUUUACAUUGGUUAAAGAAGCAUGGGUUUUCGUUUAUGGAAUUGUUGCGGACAAGAUGCUAGCAGGAGCGAAAGACGUUCUCGAAGGAUAGAUCACAGAUGACAAAAAAAUUUCUGCACAGGUCCUUACAGUGAUGGCGCUGAAAGAGUAAAACAGAUGCAUUCACUUUAACCGUCAUGACUGCAAGCCGACUGGAAACAUUUUUUCAAUAACCACAGGCAGCCCAAGCUCACGU
This is a messenger RNA of Pocillopora damicornis (cauliflower coral), 1219 nucleotides long. RefSeq lists its product as uncharacterized. Gene Ontology annotation, molecular function: oxygen binding; heme binding. NCBI's taxonomy places the organism in Eukaryota, Metazoa, Cnidaria, Anthozoa, Scleractinia, Pocilloporidae. The record is from RefSeq and is a predicted model, not a curated record.